AUGGACACAGCCUUCGCCCAACUUCUGAAUUAUGUGUCAGGGGGACGAUGGUUUCCCUACCCCGAGCAGCGUGCAGGGUUUGAGGUUCCAGCUCAAUUCUGGAACGAACCAGAACCUGAACAACAAGAGAUUGGAUACGAAGAUGCGUUCAACGGUAUUGAUUUGGAGGAAAACAGAGACAUUCACAACACUACUCCUUUAGAUGCCUCAGCCGCUUCAACGAUUGAAAAAAGGGGACACACUCCAGACGCAGAGAGCCUUUCCGACGACCUGGUUGUGGGAUGGUAUGGCCCUGACGAUCCAGAUAACCCCCAAAACUGGUCAACUUUAAAGAAGACAACAAGCGCAGCCCAGGUCCUCAUUCUUACCUUCUCUGUCUAUGUCGGAUCAUCAAUCUAUACACCAGGACUCCCUGAGAUUAUGGAGGAUUUCAAUAUUUCAGAGACUGCAGCACUAGUUCCAAUGACAGUCUUUGUCUUUGGAUACGGACUUGGACCUGUCGUCUUCUCCCCUCUAUCCGAACACCCUGUUGUUGGCCGGCUAUGGAUCUACGUCAUCACGCUGGCUAUCUUCGUCAUUUUGCAGGUCCCUACAGCACUCAGUAAGGAUAUUGGUUCGUUGAUCGUGCUACGCUUCCUUGGUGGCAUCUUUUCAUCGCCCGCUCUGGCUAUAUCUGGAGCUACCUUUGGGGACAUUUACGAGAUCGCAUACAUUCCCUUCGCUCUGGCAUUCUGGGCCAUUGCCGGAAUUUGUGGACCUGUUUUUGGACCCGUUAUUGGAAGUAUAUUUGCUCAGCUUCUGAACUGGAGAUGGACAUUCUGGGUGCUGACAAUGAUUUCGGGUCUGUGUCUCGCUGUUCUGUUUUUCUUCUUCCCUGAGACCUCUGCAGGAAACAUUCUCUACAGACGAGCUAGACGACUGGAGAAGCUGACAGGCAAGGAGUAUACAACGGCUGCACGACAAGAAUGGGCUGCCAAGAAGAUGACGACAGUGGCGUACGAUAUUCUGCUCAGACCAAUCCUCAUCACCUUCACUGAGCCAAUUGUCUUUGCUCUGGGUCUGUACAUUGCAUUGCUCUACUCCACCCUCUACAGCUGGUUCGAGGCUUUCCCCAUCGUCUUCAGUCAAACUCACGGUUUCAACACCAUUGAAUCUGGUCUAGCAUACCUCGGUCUUAUCGUGGGAGGUGUUAUUGGGGUGGGAUUGUACCUUCCUAUCAUCUACAGCAAGUUCACCCGUCCAGUGCUGAAGGGUAACUUUCCUCCGGUAGCCAUGUUCAUGAAACUGUGUUUGAUUGGAUCCUCAAUCUUCCCAGCAUCCCUGUUCUUCUUCGCCUGGACGUCUAACAAGUCUAUCCACUGGAUUGUUCCCAUUAUUGCGUCUGGUUUGUGCAUCAUAGGCAUGGUGUUCAUCUUCCAGACUGUCUUCAACUACUUGUCAGGCUCUUACCCCAAGUAUAUUGCCUCUGUCUUCGCUGGAAACAGCGUCUUCAGAGCGUUUGUUGCUGGAGCCUUCCCUCUAUUCACACAUCAGAUGUUUGAUGCAAUGGGCCCUGAGAGUUUCCCUGUUGGAUGGGGAACCACACUGAUAGGCUUCGUUGGAAUUCUGAUGGGUGCUAUCCCCCUGGUGCUCAUAAAAUGGGGUGACAAGUUGAAGGGCUCUUCUCGAUGGGCCUAA
Molecule: messenger RNA, 1677 nt
Organism: Yarrowia lipolytica CLIB122
Lineage: Eukaryota; Fungi; Ascomycota; Dipodascomycetes; Dipodascales
Biological process (GO): xenobiotic detoxification by transmembrane export across the plasma membrane
Cellular component (GO): plasma membrane
Molecular function (GO): fluconazole transmembrane transporter activity
Source: RefSeq, a predicted model, not a curated record